AUGGCCCCGUCCUGCCGCCGGCGGCGGCCCCUCCACCACCUUCUCCAGCUUCUCGGGCUGUGCGUCCUGCUCGCCCCGCUACAGUUAACUCUCCAAAUCACUCUUCAGUGCAACAGUGAGAAGCAUUAUGAGCAUGAGGGAAGGUGCUGCACCAAAUGUGAUCCAGGAAAGUAUAUGUCUGCGAAAUGCACUGCCACCUCUGAAAGCAUAUGUUUACCUUGUGGCCCAGAUGAAUACUUACAUACCUGGAAUGAAGAAGAUAAGUGUUUGCUGCAAAAAGUCUGUGAUAGUGGAAAAGGUCUGAAAGUAGUUCAUCCUGGCAAUCAAACCUUCCCACGGCAGUGUGCCUGUACCCCUGGGUACCACUGGAGUGACGACUUUGACAGCUGUCAACGCAAUGGAAAAUGUGGCCCAGGCUUUGAAGCUGAAAAUCCUUUACAGCCAAACAAGGAUCCAGGAUGUAAGCCAUGCCUCAUGGGCUACUUCUCUGAUGCAUUUUCUUCCAAGUGUAUAUCCUGGACCAACUGUACCAGCCUUGGAAUGGUAGAAAAAACUCCUGGGACUGAUAAGUCAGAUGUGGUUUGUGAUCCUUUGCCACCUGAAAAGCCAGAAUAUGAAUCACCAAAAUACUUACACAAUAUAAUCUUUCUACUCCUCCUGGCAAGUUUGGCAGUCAUUACAGUCAUCAUCUUUGGGAUCUACUAUAGGAAGGAAGGGAAAGCGCUGACAGCUCAUCUGUGGCUCUGGAUCAAUGACACAUGCAGCAUCCUGAGACAAAAUAAGGAAUCAUCUGGUGAUAAUUUCAUCCAUACACACAUGACAACAUCGAGUGCUAGCCAGGCUUGUGAAGAUGUUUUAUUAUUGACCCCAGAAGAAAAGAUGGUACCUGAAGACUCGUGUUAUCCACAGGGACAUGUCGUGUGUGGGGAAGCAGAUCCGUGUAAAGUCGGAGAUAAUGCCAUGCUGUCCUUGGUCAGGGAGACUGAGGAAGAUAACUUUAGGCAGAUUCCCACAGAAGAUGAAUAUGUGGACCGAGCUACUCAUGGUUCUGAUUGUUUAUUGUUAUUGAGUCGGCCUGGAAGCAAGCCAGCUUCUCCUUUCUCAGAGCCCUUGGAGGUUGGGGAGAAUGACAGCUUAAGCCAGUGUUUCACUGGUACCGAAAGCACGAUGGAUUCAGAGAGCUCCUAUUGCACUAAAUCUUCAUGCAGGACUGACUCCAUCCAUAUAUCCUCUGAACUGUACUUGCAGAAAUCUUUCCACUGCAAUGACAGUAACCUUGCUAAGGAGGUGGAAAACAGUGACAGGAAUCAUUGGGCAGCUGACCUUGACUUAACAAAUGGCUUUAGGGGCUGCAGGGAGCCUCUCAGGAAGUACACUGAAGCUUCUGAGAAGAAAGCUGACCACAUCAUAGCAUCCUUUGAGAAUGGACCUUUCCCACAGUGCACCUGUGGUUCAGACCUUCCUCCAGAAAGUCAGAGUAGCCUGGCAAGUGAUGCUGAGGGUGAAGACUUGUCCUUUGAUGGGACUGAAGUGAAGUUCCCUAACACAAAAAGAGGCAGUUCUGGGUCAGGUGGUACCUCCAGCGACUCGCCUCUUGCAUCUGGAAAUGUGACUGGAAACAGUAACUCUACAUUUAUUUCAAGUGGGCAAGUAAUGAAUUUCAAGGGAGAUAUCAUUGUAGUCUACGUUAGUCAAAACUCCCAGGAGGGCCCCACCAUCCCAGGAACUGUGGGGGAAAACGUCGGCAGCCCAGUGCAAGAGGAAAACACGAACCGCUGUGACACUUUUGCAGGGAAUGAUCUCAAUUUCAAAGAGAAAUGCGCUGAGAGCUCCCUGGGGAACUCUUCUGAGGAUAAAUCGCAGAACUGCGUAAGAGAACAUACUGGAAGAUCAGGGCCAAGGAUUCAAGAGGAAACCCAACAUGGCCCUGAUAAAGAGAUUGACCAGAGCAUGGCCUCUCGACCCGUGCAGGAGGAGGGAAGACCCAAAUCCCAUUCCCUGAAAGCUUGGCAGUGAUGGGAAGCUAAAACUGCCUCUGACUCUUCCCAAAGGGUGUCAGAACCCAAAGAGCACCAGCCCAGGAGUCAGUAGACUUGGGAUCUAGUCUCAGAUCUGCUACCAACCAGUCAUGUACCCUCAGACAGGAAUUUCCCUUCUCUGGGUCUCAUUUGCUUCAUCUGUAGAGUGAGGGGUCCGUACCAGAUGACUUAUAAAGUCUCAUUCCUCUCCAAGGUUCAGUGAUUCUAAUCAUUCUCCCUGUUAAUUCUCAGUCAUGCACACAGCCAUACAUAUAAUGUAAUAAGCAUGGAUCAGGGAUGUCAAAUUCAAAUCUACAAAUGGACCAGUUUUCAUCUUUGGAAAAUACUAGCACACUGAACAGAUGAUGAAUCACAAAUAGGGUCAAAAUUAGGAAUCUAGGGGAUGGACAAUAGGUAGGAGUUGAUCUUCCUAUGACCCACCUAUUUAUGGGUCAUCACCUGUAAAUCCUUCUGUCAUUUGAUAGUUUGCUAUUUGGUCUUUUCUCUUUUAUUUUAAAAUCUAUGGCACUCUUUCUACCUUGCUCUUCACAGAUAUGGUUAAUUUUGAAAGCUCUAUUUUUGUAUUUCUGGUAACUGUAGCUGUGCCAAUUGAAUUUAUAGUUCCCGUGAUGGUUAAUGCCAUCGGCACAUGCUGCUCCUUCAUUCACAUUUAUCCCCAUGCUCAGCCGCCUGUAUUUCCCUUUUGUUGUCUUACCUAUCAUUUCUCCUAUUGUGUCCCUUUGAUUCCAUUUUGGUGACCACAUGGCCUUCUUCUGGGUGUACAUUUGUACACUUUCCAUCUCAGCUAUUCUUGAUGUUUUCACUUUUUUUAUUGACCAUUUCUCAACAAUUCUAAGUGGUGCCUUCUUUCUACUUUAAUUCCCUCCCUUUUGUAUAGACAAGACAUCUUCAUAUUUUGGAAAUAGCCUUUUGAGGGGUCUGUUAUGGAAGGCAGAAUGGUUCAAUAGAAAAAUCACUUUCUGUGAAAUUAGUGGGCCUAGGUUCAAAUCCCACUUGUGUGAGCCUGGGCAAGCUAUUUAACCUUUAUGGCCUCGGUUUCUUAAUGUAAAACAUAAGGGCCAGUAAAUGCCUUCUGAGGUCCAUUAAAGCUCCGGAUCUAUGAUCUUAUGUGUCUUGUCUGUGGCAAAUUCUAUGAGACCAGAAAUAUUUAAAAAGAAGCUUUAGGAAAACACUGGAAAAUUUGAGAACAAAAAUUUUCCCCAUAUGGACUUUUUCAGUUUUUCCUUUUUUUUUUUUUAAACAAGAGAUAACAAAAUUUUUUCCUCUGAAAUGUUCUGCUCUUCCUCACUGUAAGCCAAGCUUUCCUAUCUCUCAAUAGAACUAAAUAUAGGCAUUCUAAAAUAUAAUUGAAUUGUUGAGUGCCAUUUGACACUCUUGUUCUAGAGGUUUUUAUUUGUUUUGUUUUAUUUUUUAGCAACUAAAUGGCAAGAAAAAAAAAAUCCAAGUCACCAUGAAUUAUGGCCCCUGAGUGUCUUCUUGGAAAGACACUCAGGGACCAUAAAAUAAUGAAGAUGGGCUAAAUGAUCUCGUUAAGCCUCAUUGUAGCUCUAACACUCUAGGAUGCCAUGACCCUAGAGUUCUGAGCUAACUGGGUUAUUUUUACUGUCACUUUCAUCCAAUUAGUGUGAACUAUAACUCUGUGCCUCUAUUUUCUAACUUAAAAGGAGAGACAGAGACAUGUAUAACACAGUGUCCAGAAAGUUAGCCCUCUAAGGCAAAAAAACCUGAGUUCAAAUCCUGCUUCUAACGCAUUACUGGCUGUGAGAUUCUGGGCAAGUCCCUUAACUUCUUAG
This is a messenger RNA of Vombatus ursinus (common wombat), 3832 nucleotides long. RefSeq names its product TNF receptor superfamily member 11a (gene TNFRSF11A). Gene Ontology annotation, cellular component: external side of plasma membrane. Gene Ontology annotation, biological process: response to interleukin-1; multinuclear osteoclast differentiation; positive regulation of bone resorption. The transcript has 10 exons. The record is from RefSeq and is a predicted model, not a curated record. Gene Ontology annotation, molecular function: cytokine binding; tumor necrosis factor receptor activity. The coding region runs from base 1 to 2016 and encodes 671 amino acids. Lineage: Eukaryota; Metazoa; Chordata; Mammalia; Diprotodontia; Vombatidae.